This is a messenger RNA of Peronospora farinosa, 591 nucleotides long. The record is from the annotation of a GenBank genome assembly. Lineage: Eukaryota; Oomycota; Peronosporomycetes; Peronosporales; Peronosporaceae.
AUGUUGCAGCGAAGUAAGGGGAAGGACGAUGGAGCGGCCAAAGGCGCUACCAUUGCGGCCUCCAUCUGCGAGCUGUGCGACCUCUACACACGAAACGAUCUGGAAGGAAGGUGGAUGGAGCUCGCGGCAGUGUACGACCAACGCUGCAAUGAUGACAAUUUCCAGGAAAUUCUGAACCUGAGCGCACCCGGCGCUCGGAUGAGAAAAUUAAAGGGCUGGCACUUGGAGCGUAUGGCUGUAGGCGAGUUUGAGCCUGCAGCAGGAGCCAGUGCGAAUGACUUGGCGGAGAUCAAGCGUGAGAGUCGCAUAAUCAAGCAGGCGCUGACAAAGGUGUUGACGAAUGGCCACAGCUAUCGGACGAAGCGAGAAGAGCUCGAAGCAACUAUGGCCAAGCAGCGUGAGGCACUGAUGACUGAACUGACGGAAGCUAAGGAGUUUUUGGGUCAGGCACAUUUGCUGAAUGCUUGCGACUCGGCUGCUAUCGAGGUUUGUGAGCCAGCACCUGUGGAAGAGCGGCUGCGCGCUACAGUGAAGCAGCCGGCACAUACAACAGCACUUGACCUCAGUGAAGUGCCCUCGAACGAAAUAUGA